Messenger RNA from Miscanthus lutarioriparius, 414 nucleotides. The record is from the annotation of a GenBank genome assembly. NCBI's taxonomy places the organism in Eukaryota, Viridiplantae, Streptophyta, Magnoliopsida, Poales, Poaceae.
AUGAGGGCUCAAUUCAAGCUGGAGUGUAGCACACGAUCGAACAAAAGCAAAAUUUCCAGGCGGAGAUUCAGCGCUGUGGGUGUGGUGCGGACUGCAGUGGCAGGCCAGCGGUCAUUAGCGCCAGCCAAGAAGAGGAUAGACACAGACAGACAGGCCGGGAGCAAAGGCGAUGAGAUUGCAAUGCUGGAGAAGAUGCUCUCGGGGGUCGAACAGUCAGUAGGAUUUUGCCAUAAUGAUCUGCAGUAUGGGAAUAUUAUGAUAUAUGAAGAGACCAGACAAGUCACCUUGAUUGACUAUGAAUAUGCGAGUUUUAACCCUAUUGCAUUUGACAUUGCUAAUCACUUUUGUGAGAUGGCUGCUGAUUACCAUACAGCGACACCACAUAUGUUGGAUUUUUCAAAAUAUCCUGGUUAG